Molecule: messenger RNA, 564 nt
Organism: Danaus chrysippus (African queen)
Lineage: Eukaryota; Metazoa; Arthropoda; Insecta; Lepidoptera; Nymphalidae
Source: the annotation of a GenBank genome assembly
UUGGUCGAUCAGUUUGACGAUCAGUUGGUCGAUCAGUUGGUCGAUCAGUUGGUCGAUCAGUUGGUCGAUCAGUUGGACGAUCAGUUGGUCGAUCAGUUGGUCGAUCAGUUGGUCGAUCAGUUGAUCGACCAGUUGGACGAUCAGUUGGUCGACCAGUUGGACGAUCAGUUGGUCGAUCAGUUGGUCGAUCAGUUGGUCGAUCAGUUGGACAAUCAGUUGGUCGACCAGUUGGUCGAUCAGUUGGUCGAUCAGUUGGUCGAUCAGUUGGACGACCAGUUGGUCGACCAGUUGGUCGAUCAGUUGGACGAUCAGUUGGUCGAUCAGUUGGUCGAUCAGUUGGACGAUCAGUUGGUCGAGCAGUUGGUCGAUCAGUUGGUCAAUCAGUUGGUCGAUCAGUUGGUCGAUCAGUUGGACGAUCAGUUGGUCAAUCAGUUGGUCGAUCAGUUGGUCGAUCAGUUGGACGAUCAGUUGGUCGAUCAGUUGGUCGAUCAGUUGGUCAAUCAGUUGGUCGAUCAGUUGGUCGAUCAGUUGGUCGAUCAGUUGGACGAUCAGUUGCCCGACUAG